Molecule: messenger RNA, 993 nt
Organism: Drosophila miranda
Lineage: Eukaryota; Metazoa; Arthropoda; Insecta; Diptera; Drosophilidae
Product: C-type lectin 37Db-like
Exons: 2
Coding region: 43-753 (236 amino acids)
Molecular function (GO): signaling receptor activity
Source: RefSeq, a predicted model, not a curated record
AUUUCAUUCCAAACGUUUGCCUUGAGCGGUCGAGCAAACAGAAUGUCAAAGUUCGCGUCUCUACUCGUCUCCGUGUUGAUUGUUGUGCAUCUGCAGGUGUCUUUGGCAAGUGUUUCGCCAGAGGACGCCUCGUUGUCGACUCAGACAACCGAAAAGCAGUGCGGUGGAUAUUGCUUUAACGCUCUGAAGCCCAUUCUGGACCACAUUGCUGCCAAUCAAGAGCGAUGGAAUGCCUGCGACGCCAGAAAGCUAGAGUGCACGGCCAGGCUGGACAGGAUGGAAGGCCAAGUGGCUCUCCUCCAGGAGAAAUUAUCCACAAUUGAAGCAGCGAUAGAGGCCCCUGGGGGCAAGAACAUGAAGAAUCUCGAUGGCUUUGUGCAGAUCGGCUCGAGGUUCUUCUACAUCGAGCAGCAUCACGUGGUCAAUUGGUUCUCCGGCACGAAUAUAUGCCGUCAGAAGGGGGGGCAUCUGGCGAGUCCGAAAAGUGGGGAAGAGUUCAGCCGCCUUAAGGAAAAGCUUACGAAAGGCCGGGACUAUUGGCUGGGCAUAUCCGACUUGGCCAAUGAGGGCGUGUUUCAGUCGCAGACCACGGGAAACAUGGCUGCUUUUCUCAAGUGGGGCUCCGGGGAACCCAACAACUUCGCGAAUAAAGAACAUUGUGUAGAGCUUCGAUCCGAUAGUGACUUCUUGAUGAAUGACAACGUAUGUACAGUUACGAUGUAUUUCGUUUGCGAGGCAGGCGAUGAUUCAUAGUAAGUUCCCUCUCCGGAGUGCAUUCCAACAACAUCCGGCAGCUGAUAGUUGAGGGGGCUAUCAACAGCGGCCGCUGCUUGAGAAAUGAAACGAGAAAACCACCGCCGAAGUCUCCACAACCCAGAAGAUCGAGGACCAAUGAAUUGAUGUCUUUCCAACUGUCUUUUGUUCAACAAUCAUUUAUGUCGUUGCUAUCAGAGGGAAUAAAUAAUUUGUAAUCGGUGAAUAAUCCACAAAAAA